Messenger RNA from Triplophysa dalaica, 1262 nucleotides. RefSeq names its product CD248 molecule, endosialin a (gene cd248a). Gene Ontology annotation, cellular component: extracellular matrix; external side of plasma membrane. Gene Ontology annotation, biological process: cell migration. The coding region runs from base 176 to 1111 and encodes 311 amino acids. NCBI's taxonomy places the organism in Eukaryota, Metazoa, Chordata, Actinopteri, Cypriniformes, Nemacheilidae. Gene Ontology annotation, molecular function: extracellular matrix protein binding; extracellular matrix binding. The transcript is spliced from 2 exons. The record is from RefSeq and is a predicted model, not a curated record.
AGUACUAAGCUUAGGCACAGAUCUCCGCUGGAGAUGACAGAGAAAGCAAAGCAGUACGAGAAAAGGCUGAAUACACAUGGGUGUCUAGAGCAUUAAGUCCUUUUAAUUAUUAUCGUGAAACGACAUAAAAAAGGAAAAACAAACAAAAAAGUGAGUUUGCUCAGCUGGAAAAAUUAUGGGCUGUCAGGUUCAAUGUGCUGUUCUAUUGUCCUCACUACUGUGCCUCUCUGGGGUCUGGACUCAGAACUUGAGACAGCGGGACACACUCUGCAGUGAGGAUGGGUGCUAUGUGCUCUACUUCCAGCGCAAGAUCUUCUUGGAUGCCUGGCGGAGCUGCAAAGAACUGGGAGGUGACCUGGCUACAAUCAGGCAGACAAAAGAAGAAGAAAUGGUGGAAAGGCUUUUCUCCAAUGUGGAACUGAGACCAAACCAUAAAGGCAAGGUGCAAAUUUGGAUUGGCCUUCAGAGGCAGCCUCGACAAUGUGCCCCCACCCGGCCACUCCGUGGCUUCUCGUGGGUUACCGGAGAUCAGGACACUCAGUACACAAACUGGCUGCAUGACGACUCUGCAAAUAGCUGCUCAUCACCUCGCUGUGUGGUGAUCAGUUACAGCACUGCUCCCCACGAUCAAGGGAAUAAUCUAAAAUGGAAGGAUAGAACUUGCUCAAUUUCAGUGGAUGGCUAUCUGUGCAAAUACACCUUUCGAGGCAUGUGCACAAUUAUUGCCAGUGAAGGAGGUGGUAAUACACUUUAUAAUACCCCUUUUAAUUUGCUGAGUACUGUCUUAACACAUGUCCCAUUUGGAUCAGUUGCAACUGUACCAUGUCCCGAUAAAGAAGACCAGUCAGUGGUGUGCAUGCAAAAGAAAGAUGGAACUAUUGAUUGGAACAGGGAUCCUCCUGUGUGCUCUGUUGCACCCAAGACAAGCUGGUGUGAUGAGGACAACGGUGGUUGCCAUCACCUCUGCAUUGAGAAUAAGGCACAUUACUACUGUGACUGCAAUGAUGGCUUCAUUCUGGCUGAGGAUGGGAUUCUAUACACCCAUGGAACCCUGCAAAUGAGCCUGAUUGGAGAGAAUAUCUGUACUGGCAGACAGAGACAACUAAUAUAAAGAUUCCAACAGAUCUUCUUUUGCUCACAUGGACAACUGAGAAGGAAGCUGAAAUGACCACACCUAUUGAACCCCCCCCUGAGUUCAAUAAUGCUGGUAGCAGUGACACAAAUACAGAAGACACCAAUGUAUUUUUUUUACCCACCAUUUC